Molecule: messenger RNA, 2055 nt
Organism: Phragmites australis (common reed)
Lineage: Eukaryota; Viridiplantae; Streptophyta; Magnoliopsida; Poales; Poaceae
Product: F-box/LRR-repeat protein At4g14103-like
Exons: 5
Coding region: 273-1829 (518 amino acids)
Molecular function (GO): protein binding
Source: RefSeq, a predicted model, not a curated record
GUCGCAGGCUGUCGUAGCAAAGGACCUCCGUCCCUUAGGGUCUCGUAGCAGUCUCUGUAGAGUAGAGUAGGUAGCCCCGCCCGGCGGCGCGAAGGGCGAUUCCUUUCGUCGCGCCUUUCGGAUUCCACCGAAAUUUUGUUCAAACCAAACCGAAAACAGAGUGCGGGAGAUAUAAAGAUAGAUAUGAAUAACUUCCGAGGGAGGUGAAAACGGACGAAGUGGUUUCUCGUCGAGAUCCGAGGGAGGGAGGAAGGUAUUCGUCUACUCCUACCAUGGCGCUGCUGGCGCUGCAGCGGCUCAUGACCCUGCAGCGCGACCGGCAGCGGCGUCGCCGGCAAGUCCGAGCCCGGAAUGGAUUGAUUGCUUCAGUGGAUAAAAGAAAGGGCUCGCCCUGUCAACAAGAUGGUGAUGGUGAUUCUCAUGCUGGCAAAAUAAUGAGAUAUUCGAUCCCAGACCUUCCUGAGGAUAUUUGGCGCCAUAUACAUUCCUUAUUGCCACUGCGUGAUGCUGCUCGUGCUGCUUGCCUGUCUCAUGCCUUUCUACAUUCCUGGAGAUGUCUUCCCAACCUCACCCUGAAUAGGGAUGUGCUUUGCUCGGAAGCACAUGCGUGCGGAGGGAAAUUCAGUGACAAAAUUGAUCGCAUUCUGAGAAAUCACUCAGGCUGCUUGAAGAUAUUCGAGCUUGAUUUAGAUGAUCUCUCCUGCCGUUAUCUUGACAGUUGGCUUCGUGUUGCUGUUACACCAGGGAUUGAAGAACUCACCCUUAGGCCAUAUAGACGCAAGUACAACUUCCCAUGCUCACUUUUAUCUGAUGGGGUCAGGAACUCCAUUCGGUAUCUUGAACUUGGCUUUUGUGCCUUCCGCCCCACAGCUGAACUUGGCCCCCUGAGAAGCCUAACAAGUCUGUAUCUGCGUGCUGUGCAUAUUACGGGGGAUGAAUUAGAGUGCCUUCUUUCCAAUGCUCUUGCUUUGGAGCAGUUCGUCCUCAUUUAUUGCAAGGAGAUAAUUUGCCUGAAGAUACCUUGCAUGUUGCAGCAGCUCAGCUACCUGAAGGUUAUUGGAUGCUGGAGGCUGCAGGUUAUAGAGAGCAAAGCUCCAAAUCUCUCCAAUUUUUUCCUUAGUGGAAAAAUUUUAAAACUCUCACUUGGAGAGACAUUGCAAAUGAAGAACCUAACUAUGUACCAUUCAAACGUUGUCUGUUAUGCUCGUGCUGAGCUGUCGUCCACUAUGCCAAAUCUUGAGACUGUUGUCUUAAGUUCAGGAGAGGAGGUGGUCAAUACACCAAUGCUGCCUACCAAAUUCCUCUACCUCAAGCACCUGUCCAUUUAUAUGAGAUCAGGAUUGACCUUUUCCCCGUCCUAUGAUUAUUUUUCUCUGGUUUCUUUCCUUGACGCGUCUCCUUCCUUGGAGACUUUGAUCUUGGAUGUAGCUCAGGUACUUAUGAAGCACGAAUCAGUUUUUGGAGGCUCCUCACAUUUGAGGCAGAUGCCUGAACACCGCCAUUGCUACCUCAAGAGUGUCAAGAUCACAGGGUUCAGCUCUGCGAAGGGCUUGGUUGAGCUAGCAUGUUAUAUUCUCAAGAACGCAGUGUCACUUGAGUGUCUGACAUUGGACACCGAUUAUGGUUUUAGGUGUUCUGGAAAAAAUGAUACAACGUGCCUCCGCCUGAAUAACACUAUGCUCAGGGAAGCCCAUAGAGCAGUCACAGCUAUCAGAGCAUACAUUGAGGAUAAAGUUCCCUCUACAGUUAAGUUGACUGUUCUGGAGCCCUGCAGACGAUGCCAUGCUAGACGAGGAUGGCCGCUCCGUCUCCGUAAUAAGUUAUUGUAAUCGUGCAAUGUAUACUAUAGUUACUCAAUAAUGACGUGCAGUGAUAGAUUAUUCUUGAAGUGUGAUUCCGUCUACUAGUCAAUUUAGUACUUGAAACUAUAAUUAUCUGUUUGGAAAAAAGUGAUAGACUAGAUAAGUAAAUGAUGUUAAGAAAAUUAGAAAGAAAAUGAAUAUUAUUUGUUUGUACUCUGAAAUGUGAACAAUGGAUGAAUCGACGGUUUGUGUC